Molecule: messenger RNA, 2494 nt
Organism: Chenopodium quinoa (quinoa)
Lineage: Eukaryota; Viridiplantae; Streptophyta; Magnoliopsida; Caryophyllales; Amaranthaceae
Product: transcription factor bHLH130-like
Exons: 6
Coding region: 1014-2009 (331 amino acids)
Biological process (GO): regulation of transcription by RNA polymerase II
Cellular component (GO): nucleus
Molecular function (GO): DNA-binding transcription factor activity, RNA polymerase II-specific; protein dimerization activity; RNA polymerase II cis-regulatory region sequence-specific DNA binding
Source: RefSeq, a predicted model, not a curated record
UGGUUAGAAUAGUUACACUAAAAAAACCAAGGGAAGUAUAUGAUAUUGGCUUUUAUAGCCUUAGCUUUACCCGUCCGGCCGUUCCAUAAAAUAUAAAAAACAUUAAAAAAAAAAAAUGGUUCCUAAUUUAUUUUAAAAGAAAAAGAAAAAGAAAAGAGUGGUGAAGGGUGGCGGCGGGAUGAGCAAGACAUGGAGACAACCAAAGGAAAUAGGAAUAAAUGAAAGAUAUGCUUCGCAUUUGUGGAAACUACUUCCUCUUUAGGAAAUACAUUUUCAAACUCUCAUUAUUUUCUACAAUCAAUUAAAUAAAAACCCACAAUUUCUCCUUUUAUUUCCAUUUUUUUUCCUUUAAUAUUUUUUAAUUUUCUGUGGCUGUCUUCUUCAUUGUUAUCACUUUCAUCAACCCACCCACCACCUCCGCAGCCUUCGCUUUCUCCUACCGCCUCUCUCUUUCUCCCUUCCCUUUGCUUUUACUGCUGCUCUCAUUUCGCAACGUUAAUCGAUUAUAGGAAAAUGAUAUACACAGCGCUAACAAUCUAACAUAUUAUUACUAUCUUGUAUUUGUAUGUACCUCUCAUUAUCUCCCAAAUCUAGCGAUUAGAUUCGGUGUAGACAAAAUCUAGGCCCCCUUUGUCCCCUCCUACUUUUAUUCCUCUCUCCCUUACACCCUUUCAAUCCUAAACUUACCCCAAACUAUGACAAAUCUUGUAAGACAUAGUAAGGUAUCGCAGCUAUUCUGAAACGGAGGGAGUACAAUAUCUCGUUGACCCGUGUCAACUUUGUCCUUCUUUUCCUCUUUUGAAGUUUGUUCCAAUUCAUAUUCUUAGAUCCAUCACCACUCAUUUGUAUCAGUGGUGAUUAUUAUUAGCUAAAGUCAACACUUAGUUGUAGAAUUUUUCCGAUUAUAGAAACCUUUGAUUAUUUCUUAUUGUUCAGUUUUUUUUUCAAUCAUCUAAAAAUAGUAAAGAAAAUCUUUGCAACAAUAUAUACUUUCCUCUUUUAGCUUUUGUGUUAUGGAUUCUUAUAUUGAACCCCAAUUCCUUAGUCAUAAUCAUCAUCAACAACAGCAGAAUAAUUCCGGGUUAUUGCGAUUUCGCUCUGCUCCAAGUUCUUUAUUCAAUGAAUUAACCCAGAAUUCCAGUGAUUCUGAGAAGUUUAAUGGCAGAAUUACAGAUGAUUUUUUUGAAUCAUAUGAAAGAAAGCCUCAGAAUCUAAUGGUAGGCGGUGGCGGCGGCGGCAACGAACAGAGUAGUCAGUUACCUCCUCAAUAUCCGAAGUUAAAUACUUCAAGUUCAAUGGAUCGAUCAACAAUCAAUCUCUCGACGACGAGACAGGGGAAUUGUGGUUUGAAUCUUAAUCGCCAGAGUAGCUCCCCUGCUGGAUUUUUCAAUCAUCUUAAUAACACCCAAAAUGGGUACACAAUCAUGAGGGGUAUCGGGAACUUCAGAGUAGGGAAUGGUACUAGUGGUGAAUCUAGUCCUCGUGCAAGUAGGCUGAAUAUGGGCCUUUUGCCACGAAUUCCUGAGCUCGGAAAUGAAAUUGUAAAGGAAACAAGUCCAGAUGAGGUGAAGUUCAGAAACCAUGAAAAUGAUGCAGGGUUUGACAGUACUAGUCCCACAGGAUACCCUUAUGUUCCUUGGAAUGAUUCUACUUCAGAUGCAUCUUUUCAUCUUUCUGAGAAUGGUGGGAUCACAAGCCGCUCUGCUGGAUUGACACAUCAUUCGGCUGAGAUGGCUGCUGUCGAGAAGUUGCUGCAUUUCCAGGAAGUGGUUCCUUGUAAGGUCAGAGCAAAAAGAGGUUGUGCAACACACCCUAGAAGUAUCGCUGAAAGGAUGAGAAGAAACAGGAUCAGUGAACGAAUGAGGAAAUUACAAGAUCUCGUUCCAAACAUGGACAAGCAAACCAAUACAUCGGACAUGCUGGAUUUAGCUGUUGAUUAUAUAAAAAAUCUUCAAAAUCAGUAUAAGGUUUUAAGUGACAGUCGAGCCAAGUGCAAGUGUGUUAUCUAAAUCAGCAGUUCUCAACAGCAUAGCAUAGUAAUAAUCUUAUUCCCUUGCAAAUUGAUGCGCUUAGAUGGGUGAUCAAGAGAAAGCAGUAGCAGCAUGGAAGCAUAUAUACAUACACUCCGUAAUAUGUAGGGUAUUUUCGACUGUACUUCAGGUUCUUUCUGCUCUCGUCCAAAGGAUGUAGAGGAUCUUUGUACGUUGUUAGCAGUUUAGGGUUUGUUGAAUUAUUAUUGCUAAAUCUCCAUGUAUUUGGAAGAAAAAAUAAAGGAUCAAAAGUAUGCAAUUAAUUUGUAUAGAAACUAGCAAUUUCCUUACUAGAGAUUCACGUAUCUCAAUAAUAGGAGUUUUUUUUUUUAUUUUUUUUUAUUAGACUUUCCAAUCUUGAUAUCUUUGAGGCACAAUCAACUUGCUUAGAUUUUGUAACUAACUUGAUGAUUGACUGAUUGUAGCAAUGAAAGUUUAAGAAAACAAGAGCCUUGGUAAGUGCA